CAGGUACACUGCGUAGUUACUACCGGGUAAUUAUUUCGUCAGGACUUCACUGUGUCUACGGGUGGAUGCAGUUGGUGCACGGCGAAGGCGUUAAAGCCAUCGUGACCAUGAACCAGCCAGUGGAGCUUCUACCGAACUUCUUCUCGACUCCAGUGUCUCCAGCUGAGUGGGAAAAGGCUCAAGUCGCCCAGUGUUUUGGCUCGACAGGAGACUUCUCUCCACCGACAUUGGACACAAUCGAGAGGUGUGUGAGAUUUGUUUACCAGCAGGUCGAUGUGGAGCACAACACGACGUACGUGCAUUGCAAAGCUGGACGCGGUCGAAGUACCGUGGUGGUGGUGGCUUUCCUCGUUCAGUAUCGCGAGAUGAAACUGGAUGAAGCCUUGGAGUUUGUGAAAAGCAAGCGACCGCACGUGAGUUUACACCCCAAACAGCGUCGUAUCCUGCACGAAUUCAGCGAGAAAUAUUCAUCUUCAGCUCGAGAAACUCACAACUCUACGUGA
Messenger RNA from Phytophthora infestans T30-4, 503 nucleotides. RefSeq lists its product as uncharacterized. Bases 66 to 503 code for a protein of 145 amino acids. Gene Ontology annotation, biological process: protein dephosphorylation. NCBI's taxonomy places the organism in Eukaryota, Oomycota, Peronosporomycetes, Peronosporales, Peronosporaceae. Gene Ontology annotation, molecular function: protein tyrosine/serine/threonine phosphatase activity; phosphatidylinositol-4,5-bisphosphate 5-phosphatase activity. The transcript has 3 exons. The record is from RefSeq and is a predicted model, not a curated record.